ACAUGGUGGUGAAUGGGAACGUAGCUAUGAUGACGGAAGGAACAGUAGUUGGGAUACAAGACGCGAGCGAGGCCGACGGACAACGUGAUCGCUACGACGAUGACAUACGCAUCCAUGGAUACCGCGAUGGACCUCGCCGUGCGCCGGUGACCUGUUACGAAUGCGGCAGGCAAGGCCACUAUCCCAACAAGUGUCCGAGGCUUGCCGGCGAAUCUAGUGCACCACGAGGACGAUCGACCUCCCCAGGACACGUAACGAGGCUGGUCGCCAGACGAUCUUCCUCGGAGGAACCUGUGAUCCGCAAACAACUGGAGGAGUUGACCUCGUCGAUCGCCACGCCUGAAGAAGGAGGAAGCGAAGCGGGAGGCAGAACGUGUGAGCAACUUAGGCGAGAAGCGGAGGAACAACAAGCAAAGGAGCGACGCGCCAAGAAGAAGGAGGAGAAGAAGAGGAAGGAGAUUGAGGCCAGAGAAGCACUGCGCAAAGAGCUGCAUAUCGAGAUGAAGCAGCAAAUGGGCGCCAUGUGCGAAGGCGUACAUGAUCGCUUACUCCAUACGAUGAGAUAUGAAGACACGAAGGGUAAAGCAAAGUUAUCGGAAUACGCUUCCGAGGACUCCUACUACUCGGAUGACAGCGAGAUCGAAGCACUUAGUGAGCACACUACUCGACUCAACAUCAACGACAAACGUAAACGCGAACCUGAUCUAGGUGUGGGUGAUAGCCCACCUGUGGUGACGCCUGUAAAAAGGACGACUAAGAGAGGAGUGUUGGAUCCGAAGAAGUUGUUGCUCAACUACCGACACCCACCUUUGAAGAAGCCAUCACCAAAGAAGAAGACGCUGGGGACAGGAUCCGCCACUCGACGCAGGAAGAUCCCUGCAUCCCCGGGCGUACUCGGGAAGCUGCGCUACGUUCAGGAGAACCUCCGCCAAUUGGGCGGUCUUAACAUGGAGGAGCUGAGAGCGAUUUGUCGAAGCGAGGAAGUCGCUUUCGAAGGAAAGAAGAUGGAUAUUCUAUUGGCGAUCACCGAGAAGCGAGCCUAUGUUGCGUACGACACUGAUGAGGAGACCGGGGUGAGGAAUGCUACCGAAGAGGUGGUCGAGGAGACCCAGUUAGACGAUGCAUCCGAAGGAGACAAGGAGAGCGAGUUUCUAUUCCGGCCAGUGAGUUGCCACUGGAUCCGCAGGAUUGGCGGUGGAAGCAUCCGCUUAAACCCGCGAACCAGGUGGUUGCAAAGUCUUCAGCAAGAUCAAUCUCAGAUUGAGGUCGAACCUGCAGACCAGCACAAAACUGCAUUCAAAACUCGCGAUGGGUUGUACAAGUUUACAGUUAUGCCCUUCGGUCUCACGAAUGCACCAGCCACCUUUCAAAGUCUCAUGGACAAAGUGUUUCGCAAUCAGAUCAACCGAUUUGUUGUUGUAUAUCUGGGUGGCAUUCUUAUCUUCAGCAAAUCAAUGGAGGAGCACAUGAGACACCUUGAGGAAGUGAUGCAGAUCCUCAAGGACGCGCAGCUCCAUCUCAACUUGGAUAAAUCUGAGUUUGGGAGGGACAGCGUCAUCUACCUUGGACAUCGGUUAUCUGCUGCAGGCCUAGAGCCCAAGGCAGCAAAGGUUGAGGUCAUCCAAAAGUGGCCCCAACCUGCGAAUGUCCGCGAGUUGCGUUCUUUUCUUGGUCUUGCGUCGUACUACCGUAAGUCUGUGACUAAAUUUUCUAUCAUUGCCCGUCCAUUGUCUAGACUAACAAGCAAGAAUGUGUCCUACGCAUGGAAUGAAGAAUGCACGACAGCCUUUGAAGCAUUGAAAGAGGCUUUGGUGAGUCAUCCAGUGCUCCGCAUUGCAGAUCCCAAGCUUACAUUCGUAGUAACUACGGAUGCGAGUUUGUAUGGGAUUAGUGCAGUGCUGCAGCAAGAUGACGGCGAUGGUUUACGUCCGCUGGAAUACUACAGCAAACGCAUGCCCAGCCACAAGGUAGCUGCCUCCACUUACAUGAGAGAGCUCUAUGCCUUGAGAGAGGCACUAGACCAUUGGAAACACUACCUCUUGGGUCGCCAUUUUAAAGUGUUCUCGGAUCAUGAGACUUUGAAGUGGAUUCAGACACAGAUAAACCCAUCAACUACGCUGACCCGCUGGCUGCAUGAGAUUGAUGUGUAUGAUUUCGAACUAAGACACAAGAAAGGCUGCUAUAAUUGUGUUGCGGAUGCUUUGUCUUGCCACCCUGAGUACAUGACUUGCCUAGUGGGUUCCUACGAUCUUCGCAAGGACUUACAGAAGAAACUCAUUGAGCACACUGCCAAGGAUCCGGAACUCAGUCCCAUCCUUGAGCAGAUUCGGGCUGACCCUAGUAGUCAACCUGAUCUCCAUGAAUGUAAGGACCUUCUCUUCCGACGCUACGGUAAGCAUGACCGGUUGUGUGUACCCAACCAUGAGCCAAUCAUCACUCACAUCUUGGAUUUGGCUCAUGGCCGGAGUGGACACUUCGGAGUUGAGAAGACAUACGGGAAUCUGUUGGAAAGGUUUGUGUGGCCUGGAAUGAAAAGAAUGGCACAAAGGUUUGUGGCCGAGUGUAAAGUUUGUCAGCGCAUUAAACCGUCUCGGCAGAAGCCGUAUGGCCUGCUGCACCCUCUUCCUAUCCCUGAUGGUCCGGGUGAGUCUGUUUCCAUUGACUUCACGGACAUGGGGAAGAAGAGCAGAAACGGUUAUUCACAAGUGAUGGUGAUCGUUGAUCGGUUUUAGAAAUUUCUAAAUCUGAUUCCCUUGCCACCUCACGCCCCAACUGACCUUGUGAUCGAUGAGUUCAACAAAAGGUACGUGCUACG
Molecule: messenger RNA, 2815 nt
Organism: Chara braunii
Lineage: Eukaryota; Viridiplantae; Streptophyta; Charophyceae; Charales; Characeae
Source: the annotation of a GenBank genome assembly